This is a messenger RNA of Neoarius graeffei (lesser salmon catfish), 867 nucleotides long. RefSeq names its product H-2 class I histocompatibility antigen, K-K alpha chain-like. The record is from RefSeq and is a predicted model, not a curated record. Gene Ontology annotation, biological process: immune response. Lineage: Eukaryota; Metazoa; Chordata; Actinopteri; Siluriformes; Ariidae. Gene Ontology annotation, cellular component: external side of plasma membrane. The transcript has 4 exons.
AUGAGUUCAGUCAUACACAAGCUCCAGUACUUCUACACUGCAGUCAAAGGAGGAAUGAAUUUUCCAGAGUACACUGAUGUUGGUCUGGUUGAUGGAGAGCCAUUUGUGUACUAUGACAGCAACAUAAGGAAAUACAUCCCAAAAACAGAGUGGAUACAGAAGAUCACUGAUUCUGAUGCAGAUUACUGGAACAGCGGGAGACAGAAUCAGCAAGCUGCAGAGGAGGUCUACAAAGUAAAUGUAGCUGCACUAAUGCAGCACUUUAAUCAGACUGAAGGAGUUCACACACUACAGAGGCUGUACGGCUGUGAGAUUGAUGAUGACGGGACUGUUAGAGGAUAUGAUCAGUUUGGUUAUGAUGGAGAAGAUUUCAUCAGUCUGGAUCUGAAAUCUGUCACCUGGACUGCAGCUAAACCUCAGGCUGUUAUCACCAAAUACACACUGGAUGCUACAGGAACUGCUCAUGCUGACAAAUACUAUCUGGAGAACAUCUGUAUCGAGUGAUUACAGAAGUAUGUGUCUUACAGCAGAGAGAUUCUGGAGAGGAAAGUUCGUCCUGAGGUAUCCGUCUUCCAGAAACACUCGUCUCCAGAAGUGGUGUGUCACGCUACAGGUUUCUUCCCUAAAAGUGUGAAUAUCACCUGGCAGAAGGAUGGAGAGGAUGUGUAUGAGGACGUGGAGCUCAGUGAGACGUUACCCAACCACGAUGGAAGUUUCCAGAAGAGAAGCGUUCUGAAAGUCCCAGCUGAGGCGCUGCAGAAACACACCUACACCUGUGUGGUUCAGCACAGCAGCUUGGAGGAGGUGACAGUGAUGCCUGUGAGCCAGAGCCAGAUCCUGAGAGGUCGGAGAAACAUUUUUCUAUAA